This is a messenger RNA of Serpula lacrymans var. lacrymans S7.9, 1818 nucleotides long. RefSeq lists its product as uncharacterized. The record is from RefSeq and is a predicted model, not a curated record. The transcript is spliced from 9 exons. NCBI's taxonomy places the organism in Eukaryota, Fungi, Basidiomycota, Agaricomycetes, Boletales, Serpulaceae. The coding region runs from base 1 to 1818 and encodes 605 amino acids.
AUGCUGGACGGAAAACCUACCGGAUCAUUGGCAUCGAUUGUGCCAGUGGGACUUGAACACCGUCACUGGCCCGGGCUGAAUCCACUGGCAGCACAUCACCUUGACUCGGACGCUCUCACUGCCAGAUUCAAGUUCAAGUUCGGGCUCCUCCAUUCAGACUCGGACAUGAACAAUGUUCCAGCUCAGACACCUGGGCUAAGCUGGCCAACACAGUCUACUAUCACCCAAACGGAAUCGGAAUCAGUUGUCCAGCCCAACAUUGGAAGGCAUUGGAAUCGAUGUGACAUCGAUUGUCACCGAUCCGGCUGCAUGGCCUGUGGGCCCGGCUUAGGACCAGGAUUUCUCGUCCGUUCAACAGAGUCUUUUACUGUACAUGGAUCUGCUGCUCCCUUAUAUCGAAUCUCAGGUUAUACUAACGGCUGUCGGGGUCAGUCUUACUCGCGCUGCAGCGAAUGUUUAAGUUGGCCAGGGCAAGCUACUUCAGGAAUUACCACCAAUUGUGGCCCAAGUUACGCUGACUCGGAUAUUACAAUGGUCGAUGCUCAGGCCGAUUUCAAACACACCUUAGCGCUUCAAGACUACAAUAAUAGCAUCAAUGGCUCUCUGGAUUGGAAUGCGCCUCAGGACUGGGUACCUCAGCAAGAGUUUUCUAACCUCUGCGCUAGCAGGGCACCUCUAGAUGAUCAUAUUAGCCAGGAAUUGUCAGUUCACUAUACGGUCCUAAAUCAAGAGAGCCAUCAUCAGCAUCAUACAGUCAACGAUCAUAUCAUGGGCGAAGACUACUCUCGACAGGAAUCAUUGCGUUCACCCAGUACAUAUAUCGGACCACCACAGUAUAGCGAACACGGCACACUAGUCUCUGGUGAUACGCUACAGUUGCCCCCCAAGGAAUUCCUGAACAACCGACUUAUAUGCAAGCACCAAGUCACCAGAUCGAGGCCACUGCCACCCGUUCGGACGUCCAUAAAUCACCCACUCACACAAUCAUCUGGAUAUUCUCCUAGCAGCUUCGCAAUAGAUGUCCUGAAAUUUUCGGUCCCGAAAGGUGCAGCGUCUCAUGAUGCAACACAGAAGAGUUACUACCACCCAAACGAAAUAGUAUACAUAGAUCGGGCGAUUGAACUCUUGAAGGUAACAAUGGUAACAGAUAACUUUUAUCUUUUAGAGGUUUCGGGGAGAAGCCAUGCAUAUGAAAGAAUCAUUAGAGUUACGAAGGGCGCUCCAAAGGAUAAGUUGCCGUCGCACUCCAGACAGAGAAUUCUGCAGCCUUCUUGUUUACGAGUAGAUUCCGCAAAGCACUAUCGCUGGAAUACUCUUCAAGCUGGUCUCAGAUAUAUUCUCGAAUACUUUGGCCCUGCAUCCAAGCAUGAACUUAAAGCCCAGUUCGAAAUGGCUUUGAGCAUAGGCAUUCCAUAUUGGAUGUCCGACAAAAAUCGAUACUGGCACUCUCUCGUUUGGGUCUUCGUGCUCCGUUUAUGGUUUGGAGAACCUGAAAGCCUAGGACACUUACAUAGUGCUGCAUUUGGGGAGAACGGUGCAAUGAAAAUUGAACCCAUAGCUGUUGCGAUCUUCUCGCUCAAAAGGUCUAUGAGCACUUGGCUCAACAAGAAUUUCAAAGCCACACAAACUACCGAAAAAGAAAGUGAUAGAUAUAGCACGAUCAAAGCCUUUUUGAGUAGAGAUGACAUCCGGCGGGCGACUCUCCCUUAUCGGAUUGAAUUGUUAACCAUUGGCCAGGGAGUUUAUCAUCGACUAGGACAUCUAGUUGACUUUGUCAAAACCAUCACUAGCUCGGCUGUGAGGGUGUCUGAUGUUUGA